Talaromyces atroroseus is the source of this 1017-nucleotide messenger RNA. RefSeq lists its product as hypothetical. The transcript has 3 exons. The coding region runs from base 1 to 1017 and encodes 338 amino acids. NCBI's taxonomy places the organism in Eukaryota, Fungi, Ascomycota, Eurotiomycetes, Eurotiales, Trichocomaceae. The record is from RefSeq and is a predicted model, not a curated record.
AUGACCGCAGUAAUCAAAGGAAUACCGACGAGUCUCCAGAAGUCCCUCGAUGCCACCAAAGUGGAAUACGUGAGACUGGGAAAUUCUGGCCUUCGCGUCUCUUGGCCAAUUCUAGGUACCAUGGCGAUGGGAUCUUCGCCAUAUGCAACUUGGUUGCUUAACAGAGAAGAAUCUCUUAAAGUACUCAAGGCGGCAUAUGACAGCGGAAUCAAUACCUGGGAUACCUCAUGUGUCUAUUCCAACGGUCAGAGUGAGGAAAUACUUGGUGCUGCAAUGAGGGAGCUCAAUAUUCCGCGCCAGAAAGUUGUGAUUAUGACAAAGUGCGGCAAGGGUUACGUUAAUCAUGGAGGACUGAGCCGCGCCGCGAUUUUCAAAUCAGUCGACGACUCACUGGCACGUCUGGGCACAAAUUAUAUUGACCUGCUCCAAAUCCAUCGCUUCGAUCCUCAUACACCGCUAGAAGAGACAAUGAGGGCGCUUCAUGACCUUGUACAGGCCGGAAAGGUGCGCUACAUCGGCGCAAGCUCAAUGUGGGCCGUACAGUUUGCGCAGAUGCAGUUCAUUGCCGAGAAGCAUGGCUGGACGAAACUUAUCAGCAUGCAGAAUUACUAUAAUCUCUGCUACCGCGAGGAAGAGCGUGAAAUGAUCCGCUUUUGUAAGGGUACCGGCGUCGGUAUCAUACCCUGGUCACCCUUGUUCGCGGGAAGACUGGCUCGGCCGCUUGGUUAUGACAAGUCCCUUCGGUCUAAAAGACCAUCACCUCAUCAUCCGGGAAUGACAUCGACCGAUGAAGAGAUUAUCCAAAGAGUUGAGAAGUUGGCAAACGAGAAGGAUUGGAAUAUGAGCGAUGUCGCCUUGGCCUGGCACAAGAGCAAAAGCUCGAUUCCAAUCGUGGGUCUCAACUCGGCUGAUAGAGUCGAAGAAAUGUCUGGAUUAAAGGGCAAGGAGCUGACAGAUGACGAAGUGAAGUACCUCGAGGAGCCAUAUGUGGCUAGAGCAGUAGCUGGGCACACCUAG